Messenger RNA from Closterium sp. NIES-65, 1617 nucleotides. The record is from the annotation of a GenBank genome assembly. NCBI's taxonomy places the organism in Eukaryota, Viridiplantae, Streptophyta, Zygnematophyceae, Desmidiales, Closteriaceae.
AUGGCCACCAAUUCACUUACCUUAUCCACGUGGCAACAAGCGCCAUGGAUGCAGCCACUGCAGCCGUCCACGCAAGCGGACAUUGCGGCCACGAGGGUGCAAUCAUGCACGUACACCGCGCGGCGGUCGCGCAUCGGGAGACCAGCCCGUGGAGCGCCAUCCCGCUUCGGCCUCGUGCAACUAGCUGCACCGCGCGGCGUGGCCCAACGUCUUACCACGCGUGCCACACGAGGUUCUGCUGUGCGACGCACCGCCGCGAGUGCAGCAGCCGAUGCCGCUGUGACGAGCGCGCAAUCUGCGGGGGACGUGGCGCUGUCGAUCUCGACGUUCAACAUCCUUGCGCCCAUCUAUAAACGACUGGCGGGCGAGGCGGUGCGCGAGAGCGCGUUCCCCGAGGAGUGGAUGGCACGCAACGAGCGCAUUCUCGCCGCUGUGCGCGCAACCGACAGCACCGUCGUUUGCCUCCAGGAGUUCUGGUUCAAUGCGGACCUGGAGCGCAUGUACCAUGACGCGCUCGAGGCGCACGGCUACCAGCUCUACAAGCUGCCGCGCACCAACGCCAGAGGCGACGGGCUGCUAAUGGCGGUGCGUGGCGGGGAGGGCGUGAGCGUGGCGGACUACGAGCCCAUCCUCUUCAACGACUGCGGGGACCGCGUCGCGCAGCUGCUGCGCCUGCGCAUGCCUGGGGCCGGCGAGAUGCUGGUGGUGAACACGCACCUGCUCUUCCCGCACAACGCCAAUUCCAGCCUCAUUCGCCUCCGCGAGGUGUAUAAGGUGCUGGAGUACCUGGAGCAGUACCGCCAGCGCCACCACCUGCCCGCACUGCCCAUCGUGCUCUGCGGAGACCUGAACGGCACCAAGGCGGGGCGUGUGUACCGGUUCCUGCGGUCACAGGGCUUUGUGUCAUGCUACGACGCCGCCAUGCACCACGCCGACCAUGACACCGCCUGGGUGUCACACCGCAAUCACCACGGGGUGCUGGUUGGCGUGGACUACAUCUGGCUGCUCAACCCCACGGCACAGGACCAGCCCCUCACCGCGGACUGGAAGGCCGCCAUCUUCCAGAUGAUCAAGGCGAAGCUGGGCGAGGCGGGCAUGGAGGAGGAGCGGCAGGCGUUUGACUUCUUCCGCAGCGACAGCGAGGCAGGUGCAGAGGAGCAGGGCGAGGUGGCGGAGCAUGUGACGGUGGAGCAGUUCAACUACGCCAUGGACCAGCUGGGGCUGACGGGUGAGGGCACGGUGGGGCUGACUCGAGCGGAAAUAGAGGAGCUGGUGCAGUGUGUGGACACGGAUGGCAACGGCGUCAUUGACUACGAUGAAUUCAAGACGCUGCUGCUGGCGCCGUCCAUGGAGGAGACGUAUGCACGCAUCAAGCAGGCCACCGGCAUCGUUGAACAGCCCUGGCCCUCCAACCCCCCCGCCCCCGCCUCCACCGCCUCACCAGCCCCUCCGGCCUCCACAGAGCAGCCCGACUCAGCAUCGUCGCGGGACCUGGUGGUGUGUGCAGCACAGCUGCAGCCUGCUGCCAUGGCGCAGGGGGUGUGGCCCGAUGACUACUCCAUUUCUGACCACGCCAUCCUCACUGCCGCCUUCUCUGCUGCACCCACCCAUGCAUAG